GUUGUCGGUGCCGCUGCUCUAACUAUCGCCAUCGCGCUGGAGUCGGCUAUGGCUAUGCCCCAGUUCCUGCAGGAACUUCCCAACGGCAGCUUGUUCAAGCAGGAUCUCGGUCACCCUGGUGACGACAGCUCCCAGCUGACAGACUUUGCCGAGGACUUCGAUAGCGCUGGGCAGUCGUGGACCAAGAGUUUUCUGUGUGAGGCGAAGUUCCCCGGCUCGAGCAUGACCAACGGUGCCGCCUUUGGCGACCCGUGCUGCACGUGGAAGAAGGGCGGCAAGCCCGACUUCACGGUGACGGCCUUCACGACCACGCCGGGCAAGGCCACCACGUGCGCUGCGAAGGGUGGAGCUAGCUCGACUUCGUCCGCUGCUGGCACCUCUUCUGGCGCCGAUGACGCGACCAAGGGCGCGUCCGAUGCCACCAAGGGC
This is a messenger RNA of Phytophthora sojae, 429 nucleotides long. RefSeq lists its product as hypothetical. Lineage: Eukaryota; Oomycota; Peronosporomycetes; Peronosporales; Peronosporaceae. The transcript is spliced from 2 exons. The record is from RefSeq and is a predicted model, not a curated record. The annotation marks the transcript as partial.